AUGUCACUCCGCAGAAUUGGUCGUGCAACCUCGUCGUUAACACCACCCUGGCUUUUGUGUGCAGAUGUGCUACCAACCUCCUUUGACUACGAGGGUUUUUUUGAGCAGAAAAUCAGCCAGAAAAGAACAGACAACUCGUACCGUGUGUUCAACGACAUUAACCGUCUAGCCGAGCGCUUUCCAAAGGCUCGCACGCCGACAUUACCGUUUGGUGUGCCAACGAUUAUCUAG
This is a messenger RNA of Sphaeroforma arctica JP610, 231 nucleotides long. RefSeq lists its product as hypothetical. The transcript has a single exon. NCBI's taxonomy places the organism in Eukaryota, Ichthyosporea, Ichthyophonida. The coding region runs from base 1 to 231 and encodes 76 amino acids. The record is from RefSeq and is a predicted model, not a curated record.